This is a messenger RNA of Globicephala melas (long-finned pilot whale), 2321 nucleotides long. It is a transcript of the gene KCNS1, whose product is annotated as potassium voltage-gated channel modifier subfamily S member 1. Gene Ontology annotation, cellular component: membrane; voltage-gated potassium channel complex. Lineage: Eukaryota; Metazoa; Chordata; Mammalia; Artiodactyla; Delphinidae. The record is from RefSeq and is a predicted model, not a curated record. Gene Ontology annotation, molecular function: delayed rectifier potassium channel activity; protein binding. Gene Ontology annotation, biological process: regulation of delayed rectifier potassium channel activity; protein homooligomerization; potassium ion transmembrane transport.
AUGAGGGCCCACAGCCUCCUUCUCCUGGUGGCCCUCCUGGCUUUGGAGAGCCAGCUGCCUGCUACCUUGGGCAGGAGGAAGGGAGCCCGCGGCCUCCCUCCUUCCCCGGGCAGCGAUCGAUGCGGCCUCAGCGAUCGAUGCGGCCGGGACAGACGGAGGAAAACGGGGAAGGAGGAGUCAGCGGGGCCUCCGGGCAGAGACAUCGGGCGCGGCCAGCGGCUCCCCAGCCUCGGCACCUUCCAGGACCACGCGGCCGGCGGACGCCCUACAGGGGCCGCGACAGAUAAGGGAGCUAAAACCGAGAGCUGGAGGAGACUGGCCAGAGGUCACACAGGUGACAGAGCUAAGGACGAAACCCUGGCCGCCUUAAACACCAAGCCCAGGGUGACGGUGAAGCUGCUCGUCCAGGGAACACACCUUAAGAACUUCUGGUCUAGACGGAUUCUCUCAACGACCCUAGAUAGCCAGCGCGCGGCAGCCAUGGUGAGCGAGUGCCCGGGGCCCGGAGCCCGGGUGCCCUGGCGGCGAAGCGACGAGGCGCUGCGCGUGAACGUGGGCGGCGUGCGGCGGCGGCUGAGCGCCCGCGCCCUGGCGCGGUUCCCGGGCACGCGGCUGGGCCGCCUGCAGGCCGCGGCGUCGGAGGAGCAGGCGCGACGCCUGUGCGACGACUACGAUGCGGCGGCGCGCGAGUUCUACUUCGAUCGGCACCCGGGCUUCUUCCUGAGCCUGCUGCACUUCUACCGCACCGGCCGCCUGCACGUGCUCGACGAGCAGUGCGUCUUCGCCUUCGGCCAGGAGGCCGACUACUGGGGCCUGGGCGAGAGCGCGCUGGCCACGUGCUGCCGUGCGCGCUACCUGGAGCGGCGCGUGGCACGACCGCGCGUCUGGGACGAGGACAGCGACACGCUGAGCAGCGUGGGCCCGUGCCCCGAAGAGAUCUCUGACGUGCAGCGAGAGCUAGCGCACUACCGGGCGGUGCGCUGCGGCCGCCUGCGCCGCCGCCUCUGGCUCACCAUGGAGAACCCGGGCUACUCGCUGCCCAGCAAGCUCUUCAGCUGCGUCUCCAUCGGCGUGGUGCUCGCCUCCAUCGCCGCCAUGUGCAUUCACAGCCUGCCCGAGUACCAGGCCCGCGAGGCAGCGGCCGCCGUGGCCGCGGUGGCCGCGGGCCGCAGGGCGGAAGGCUUGCGCGACGACCCGGUGCUGCGGCACCUCGAGUACUUCUGCAUCGCCUGGUUCAGCUUCGAGGUGUCGUCGCGCCUCCUGCUAGCGCCCAGCACGCGCAACUUCUUCUGCCACCCGCUCAACCUCAUCGAUAUCGUGUCCGUGCUGCCCUUCUAUCUCACGCUGCUGGCUGGCGUGGCACUCCGAGACCAGGGCGGAGCGGGUGGCGACGAGCUGGGCGACCUGGGCAAGGUGGUGCAGGUGUUCCGUCUCAUGCGCAUCUUCCGCGUGCUCAAGUUGGCGCGCCACUCCACUGGGCUGCGCUCGCUGGGUGCAACGCUCAAGCACAGCUACCGUGAGGUGGGCAUCUUGCUGCUGUACCUGGCCGUGGGUGUGUCUGUGUUCUCCUGCGUGGCCUACACAGCCGAGAAGGAGGAGGAUGUGGGCUUUGACACCAUCCCGGCCUGCUGGUGGUGGGGCACGGUGAGCAUGACCACCGUGGGCUAUGGGGAUGUGGUGCCGGUGACAGUGGCCGGCAAGCUGGCAGCGUCGGGCUGCAUCCUCGGGGGCAUCCUGGUGGUGGCACUCCCCAUCACCAUCAUCUUCAACAAGUUCUCCCACUUCUACCGACGCCAGAAGGCCCUGGAGGCUGCCGUGCGCAACAGUGACCACUGGGAGUUUGAGGACUUGCUGAGCAGCGUUGACGGAGUGUCGGAGGCGUCUCUGGAGACCUCCCGAGAGACCUCCCAGGAGGGAAGAUCUGAAGACCUGGAGGCUCAGGCCACUAGUGGGCCUCCAAACUCUCAGGUUUAUUAAAGCCAGGGCUCCGUGCCCCCCUUCCCACACCCCUGCAGUGAGCUGAAACAGAGCAGAGAUUCCUCCCCUGCUUAAGUUCUUCCUGGUGGCAUGGCCUCUCAGUAUCACUCACUCUGGCUUCAGAAAUGACACCUGGAGGCCGGGUCCUUUCCUCCAAAGGCGCAGAGCAGCACAGUGUUACCCUAGAUUCUGUGAGCCUGGGGAGCACCCCAGAGACCUUUCUAGACGAACCUCCAAGCCACCCACAAUGCAGGCAUGAGCCAAAGAGGGAAAGUCAAAAGGACGCUAACAAUUCCUGAGCGCCUUCUGUCUGUUAGCCAUGUCACAUUGGCCCUCUGUUGGAG